This is a messenger RNA of Aureobasidium melanogenum CBS 110374, 648 nucleotides long. RefSeq lists its product as uncharacterized. The transcript has 2 exons. The record is from RefSeq and is a predicted model, not a curated record. NCBI's taxonomy places the organism in Eukaryota, Fungi, Ascomycota, Dothideomycetes, Dothideales, Saccotheciaceae. The annotation marks the transcript as partial.
AUGUUUCCUUUCAUCUUUCUGCAGCUGGCUUUGACUAUCAGCUACACUGCUUCGAGUCCCAUCCAGAGAAGAGCCCUUUCCCAAAACGACAUCAUCGGGCUGCAAGUCGCCAGCUUCCUCGAAAACAUGGAGCUGAGUUUGUACACGAAUGGCUGUCAGCACAUCAGUGAUGCACAAUGGCUUGCUGCUGGCUUUCCAUCCACCUUCCAGCAUGACAUAUGCACUAUUGCCGAUCAACAACAAAACCAGACAGACUACAUCUCGUCGACACUCGAAUCCAACGGCAUCUCUGCUCCUCAAGCAUGCAACUAUGCACUCUCGUACGACACCCCGAUAGCAUUCGUUCGACUUGCCAAUCAGAUCACAUCCAUCAGUCUGGGAUACUACUUGGGGAGCUUGAACGACUUCUCCCCAGAGCUUCAGACUGUGGUUGCUUCGCUGGGCUCAGUUGAAGCUCGCCAUGAUGCUAUCGUCAGGAACGGAAUGGGAGCGUCUCCCUUCCCCACCAACCUCGACGUGCCUCUGAGCUCGGUCUGGGCAUACAAUCUAGCGCAGAAGUACAUCACUUCUUGCCCUCAGCAGUUGCCCAUUGUUCUCCUGCCUCCACUCACCUUCAAUGGACUGUCAGGUAGCGGUCUCAAUUUCGGC